GUGAGCGCCUUUUAAAGGGACUAGUUGCGAACAGUUCAGGAAGUGACAAGUCUAUUUCCUCCCCGUUCGCAGAUCGCUACAAAGCGCAGCGCUGCUCUCCGCUCCCGCCGCCCCGCGCCCGCCGCCGCCAACUUCCCGAGGGGAUCCGCGCCGCCGCCGCGGGAGCUCGCCCGAGCCAGAGGCACUGAGCACGCCGGCCCAGGCCACCCCAAGGGUCAGCUGCCGAUGGAGAGCUGCUCGGGCUGACCCCGCUCUCCCGGAAGAUGCCCUGGCGCUAGAAGGCCGCCCGCCCUGGGAUGGCUCCCGGUGCCUGACUCCUCUGCCAUGGCGAUGAUCCUGACCCGGCCCCUCGAAAACCAAGGCGCUGCCGACUCCAUAACAUGCAAGACUCUGCACCCUGAGCUGCACAGUCCGAGGAAGAUGAGUCAAGGACCCACGCUGUUCUCCUGCGGCAUGAUGGAGAGCGGCCGGUGGAGAGACCUGGACGGGAAGUGCCCCCUGCAGCUGGAGCAGCCGGGCGCCAGCCUCUGGGACUGCCUGCCCGAGCAGGCCCCCGCCGCCUGCGCCGUCACCAACCUCAUCAAGGACCUGAGCCUCAGCGACCGCGGCGGCCCCCCCGCGGCCCCGCCCAGCAAGCGCCAGUGCCGCUCCCUGUCCCUGUCGGACGAGAUGCCCGGCUUCCGCCCGGCCUGGCGGCCGCUGGGCUCCAAGGUCUGGACCCCCGUGGAGAAGAGGCGCUGCUACAGCGGCGGGAGCGUGCAGCGCUUCUCGGGCGGCUCCUGCCCCAUGCAGCGGAGCUCCAGCUUCAGCCUCCCCUCCCGCGCCAACGCGCUCCCGCCCUCCCUCCCCGACCCGGCCGGCGCCCAGGGCGGGCCCGCGGGGGCCCGAGAGCCCGGGGCCGGCGACGGGCGCAGGACGGACUUCCAGCGCUCGCUCUCGUGCUCGCACGAGCGCUUCUCCUUCUCCGAGUACGGCCCGCCCUCCGCCAGCAGCACGCCCGCCUCCACCCCGGAGCCCGCCCGGCGCUGCAGCGGCCUGUCCCGGAGCCGCUCCCAGCCCUGCGUGCUCAACGACAAGAAAGUGGGCGUGAAGCGCCGGCGGCCCGAGGACCCGCAGGAGCCCCGGCCCUCGCUCGACCUCGCCAAGAUGACUCAGAACUGUCAGACCUUCAACAGCCUCAGCUGCCUUAGCACGGGGGGUGACUGCGGUCAGCAGGGCCCCUUUGCUGCCGCCGCGAACAACCCCAAGUCCUGGACGGCGCUGCUCUCGGCCUCCCCCAGCAGGGAAGGCGGGGAGCCCGCGGGGACCCCCGGCCCGGAGCCCCCUCCCGCCUCCGAACGCACGCUCAGUAAGGAAGACCUGUCCUUCGAGGAGCCGGACUGCGGCCUCCCCGACGAGGAGGGCGGCCGGCGGGAGCAGGGGCGGAACUCGGCCUGGCGCAGCACCGGGGCCGACGGAGCCGGCAUCUUUCCCCUGGACGGAGAACUGGACAUUGAACAAAUCGAAAACAACUAGGGGAGUCCG
Molecule: messenger RNA, 1524 nt
Organism: Antechinus flavipes (yellow-footed antechinus)
Lineage: Eukaryota; Metazoa; Chordata; Mammalia; Dasyuromorphia; Dasyuridae
Gene: FAM53B
Product: family with sequence similarity 53 member B
Exons: 5
Coding region: 325-1515 (396 amino acids)
Biological process (GO): positive regulation of canonical Wnt signaling pathway; protein import into nucleus
Cellular component (GO): nucleus
Source: RefSeq, a predicted model, not a curated record